AUGCGCGGCCCAAAGUUCCUGUCGCAUAAGGCCGGCUGGCCACCGUAAGAAAGCACGCAAGGGAUUGAAUUCAUUUUCUUGUUUGUUCCCCGGGCGCUCUGGAAUAAUGAGUCGACUAGAGGCGAAGCGUCUGAGGAAGGCGGUCAUUCCUUCCUCUUUACCUCUUGUUGAUCCAUCCCCUGCAAACCUUCAGUCUACUCGCCUCUCUCCCCAUGUCAAUCGCGACGAAUCGUCUUGUUCGGUUUACAUCGCUUCCGGAUGCAGCGUUUACAGAGUGGAGAUCUCAAUGGAAGAUUCUAUUGUUACCAAGGGAAAGGAGAGCCUCCUCAUUCCUGUGCAUGCGCAGGUAAGUGAUUCUUCAUUAGUCAAUCGUUGCCCGCAUCGAGCUGAGAUUCAAAGUGUAGCUCUUGUUGAGAUGGACUGUGAUUCUGGUGUAAUCUUGGGGACAGUGGAUUCUUUUGGUCACCUUAUUGUAUCUCGAAUAGAUGGAAGUGGUCAAGAUAUUGACCUACCUACAUAUUCAGUAUUGCCUCGGGAUUGUGGCGUAGGAGAGGGUAGUUGGGCAGGGAUCUGUUUCAGUCCGAGUCACUGGUCCAUGACAGCUGUUGCUCGUAGCUUCUGUAAAAGCAUAGAUAUUUAUGACCAAGAUAUCCACCUCCAGAGUUUCCAUACCUUGUUGUACCCCUCUUCUUUAUGCUUUCUAAGAAGUUCAUUAUCUGGGGAUGAUUCUUCAAUAUUAGCUGUUGCUGAAGGUUCCCAGCUAACAAUAUGGGACUUGAGAAUGAAGAAUAGUGAUGGUUGUGUACAGAGAGUUUGUGGAUCAGUUGGAGACAUUUUUUAUGCGGUUUGCAGUUCUGCAGUUGGGGAUAUUGCAGUUGGUGGAUCUGAUCGUACUGUAUCCAUAUAUGACCCUCGCAGAUGGUCAGCCUUGUCACGUUGGGUAAACUGCUCAAAAUAUGAGAUAACGGGCCUUGCUUUCUCAUCACUUGAUUCAGAUCAUAUCUACAUACAAGGUGUUGAUUAUGAGGUCUUCUGCGGACAGUGGAAAGAAAGCCAAAAGGUAUUCUCAUUUAGAGGUGACUCAAACUGGUUGGGAUUUAGCAAGGUACAAGAAUCAGCCUCCGCAAACUUCUUUGUGUCCCUGCUGGCUGCAAGGCAUGAUGUGGUAAGAGUUGCUACGGACCUAUAUUCAUUGUUUUUGGAAGGGAUUUGGGAGGAAUAUACUUUCUUGUUUCUCCCUGAGUUAUCCAAUACAUGGUCCUCGUAAUGAUGGCUGUUAUAAUCAUUUAUAAUGGCUUCAUAGGAUUCUCAUUAUCUUAUAGACAUGAUAUAAACAGCCAUUAUAAGUGUUUUCAUGGCCAUUGUGAGUUUAAUUGCAACAGUGAUAACAGUUGAAAGCUUUGGAAUGAAAAGACUAGUUUAGGGAAA
This is a messenger RNA of Magnolia sinica, 1428 nucleotides long. RefSeq lists its product as uncharacterized. NCBI's taxonomy places the organism in Eukaryota, Viridiplantae, Streptophyta, Magnoliopsida, Magnoliales, Magnoliaceae. The transcript has 13 exons. The record is from RefSeq and is a predicted model, not a curated record. Bases 107 to 1267 code for a protein of 386 amino acids. Gene Ontology annotation, molecular function: protein binding.